CGGAGUUGGCGGGAAAGUGGAGGUGGUGCAGUAUGGCGGCUGCGGCGUCCGCGUCCGAGUCGCCGUCCUCGGGUGGCCCCGGGGCCGUCCGGCUGCCGCGCUCGCCGCCACUCAAGGUGCUGGCAGGACAGCUGCGGCGGCACGCAGAGGGUGGCCCGGGCGCGUGGCGGCUGUCGCGGGCGGCGGUGGGCCGCGCUCCGCUGGAGCUGGCGGCCGUGUGGAUGCAGGGGACCGUGCUGGCGGCAGAAGGCGGCCAAGCGCGGCUACGGGACCCGAGCGGGGCCUUCUCCGUGCGCGGCCUGGAGCGUGUACCACGAGGCCGGCCCUGCCUGCUCCCAGGAAAGUAUGUGAUGGUGAUGGGGGUGGUUCAGGCCUGUAGUCCUGAGCCCUGCCUGCAGGCUGUGAAGAUGACGGAUCUUUCUGACAAUCCUGUCCACGAAAGCAUGUGGGAACUUGAGGUGGAAGACUUACACAGGAACAUUCCUUAGAGCUGGGACCCUCUAAGAACAGUUUACCCCCAUAUGGGUCUCAGGAGCAUCACAAAAGUUUCUUGAAGAUAUUUGCUUUGGUUUCGCCAGACGUCUGGACCCUGGGAGCUGGAGCUUCAGUUGUUUCAGCUGCUCCUCCUUCCUGCCAGUGCUUUGCUUGCUGAUGAGAAGCACAUGCCCCCCUGUCGUGUGUGUGUGUGUGUGUGUGUGUGUGUGUGUGUGUGUGUGUGUGUGUUCCUUUUUCUUGCUGGAGCACAUGGAAAGCUCAUGUUGUGGUUUCCAGAUUCUGUGAGUGAUAACACUUUCCCUUUGACCGUACCUCUGAAUUUCAGUUGUUGCCAAUGGAUUAAAAUUACAGACAUGUGGACAAAAUCGUGUAGUGGUCUGCCCCCCAUCACCAGCUAUUGCCAUCUUGUAGGGGCAGGUACCAGCCCCUUGCUGACAGCUCUCUCUCACGUUCAAUGUGCUCAUUCCUCAUUGUCUGUUUCCUUAGAUUCUGAAGCUGAGGCCAGCUGUUGAGAAUGGUCAGAAUUCUCACAAUUCUCUGUUGAACUUAAAAAAUCCAAGAUGGAGAUAGACUUUUCAAGCACUUCUGCUUCAGAACUGUGUGGAUAGACUUCCAGGAUGGAAUAGCCAACAGGCUUAGAGUCCUGAUCUCCUUUCUGUAUGAAAGGCCUUUCUGUUGGGAUUGUAUCAGUAUUGGGUUUUGGCUUUCUGCUGACUACCCAGGCUAGAGUCAUAUUUGGAUGACAAAGACCAAGCAAUCCAUCUUAUGUUACAAUCUUGCCUUAGAACUCUUCCUAGUAACAUUUUUGCAUGGUGUAGUUUGUAAAAGUAAGCUCUGUUAUCUGUCUGUCUUAUAUAGCUCAGUAGUCUCCAUUCCAGACUUGGAGAUUACUCUGUGCACUACUGUGUCUGCAGUGCUGGGGGUGGAGCCAGGGCUGCCUGCAGGCUAAGCAAACACUGUAUUACUGAGCCACGUUUCCAGCCUAAAAUGUUGAUUUAUUAAAACAGUUUUAGGUUUUCAGAAAAAAUGAAGAACAGAAAGUGUUCCCAUAACCACCCCUGAAGCUGAGGCCAUGUAUGUGUUAAGCAAUGUGUUAAGCAAUGUGUAAAGGCUGUGUAUGUGACACUGUCAAUGAGCUAGAGCCCAAGCUCUUGUAUGUUUAAGGCUAGCCAGAUGUGGCAGGCCUUCUGCCUCAGUCUCCAAAGUGCUGCGAUUGUGGCCCACAUCUCACACUCGGCUCCCACGACCAGCCUCCCCUGAAUUGCCAUGAGCAUCAGGUGGUAAUUGCCACCAGGAAAGCUAAGGAGUCAUCUGGCAGGAGAUGGACAGCGAGGGACAGGAGAGGACAAGGACUCAGACAUGAUCUAGACCUGCCCCCUUCCUGCCCCUCCACCCCUUAGAAAAAGCAUUGAGGCCUUCAGCCCAAUUCGUAGCUCAGGCAGACCUCAGAUUUACCAUCUUCCUGCCUCUGGUUAGCUGGGAUUGCAGGCCUGCUCCUCCAGCCCUGCUUACAUAGAUGACUUUUAAAAAAAGAUUUUAUCUUUAGUUAUGUGUACAUGGGGUGCUUUGGAGCCCAGAAGAGAGUGUUGAUAAAUAAACUUAGUCAUAGAUCAGCCCUGUGCCAGGCAGCUCACAACUUCUGUAAUUCCCUGUAGUCCUAAGCAUCUGACGCCUUCUUCUGGCUCCUGGAAAACCUCACAACAUAGUAUACAGACUUGAAAUAAAUACUCUUAAAAAAAUAAGUCUUAAAAAAUAAAGAAGGUUUAAGAA
Mastomys coucha (southern multimammate mouse) is the source of this 2265-nucleotide messenger RNA. It is a transcript of the gene Rmi2, whose product is annotated as RecQ mediated genome instability 2. Gene Ontology annotation, biological process: DNA repair; negative regulation of double-strand break repair via homologous recombination; maintenance of rDNA. The record is from RefSeq and is a predicted model, not a curated record. The transcript has 2 exons. Gene Ontology annotation, cellular component: cytosol; nuclear speck. Lineage: Eukaryota; Metazoa; Chordata; Mammalia; Rodentia; Muridae. Bases 33 to 488 code for a protein of 151 amino acids.